Fusarium coffeatum is the source of this 2283-nucleotide messenger RNA. RefSeq lists its product as uncharacterized. Gene Ontology annotation, molecular function: 4 iron, 4 sulfur cluster binding; NADH dehydrogenase (ubiquinone) activity; FMN binding. The coding region runs from base 1 to 2283 and encodes 760 amino acids. Gene Ontology annotation, biological process: peroxisome fission. The transcript is spliced from 4 exons. Lineage: Eukaryota; Fungi; Ascomycota; Sordariomycetes; Hypocreales; Nectriaceae. The record is from RefSeq and is a predicted model, not a curated record. Gene Ontology annotation, cellular component: peroxisomal membrane.
AUGCUGUCCACGAGAACGGCGCCCAAGAAGGCCGUCGGCCUCUCACGGACCGCCGUGAGGGGUCUGGCUACUGUCCAGGACGGUGCCCCGAAGCGAACAUACGGAGGUCUGCGAGACCAAGAUCGCAUUUUCCAGAACCUUUACAACCGAUACCCCGUCGACCUCAAGAGCGCCAGGAAGAUGGGUGACUGGCACAAGACGAAGGAGAUCAUCCUCAAGGGUCACGAUUGGAUUAUCAGCGAGGUCAAGGCCUCCGGUCUUCGAGGACGAGGUGGUGCUGGUUUCCCCUCGGGUCUCAAAUGGUCUUUCAUGAACUUCAAGGACUGGGACAAGGACACCAAGCCCCGUUACCUCGUCAUCAACGCCGAUGAGGGUGAGCCCGGAACCUGCAAGGACCGUGAGAUUAUGCGAAAGGACCCACACAAGCUCAUCGAAGGAUGCCUUGUUUCUGGCCGAGCCAUGAACGCGACCGCCGCCUACAUUUAUAUCCGUGGUGAAUUCGUCGAGGAGGCUGCUGUCCUUCAGCGAGCCAUCAACGAGGCCUACGCCGCCGGUCUGAUCGGAAAGAACGCCUGUGACUCUGGAUACGACUUCGACGUUUACCUGCACCGAGGUGCCGGUGCCUACGUUUGCGGUGAGGAGACUUCUCUUAUCGAGUCCCUCGAGGGCAAGCCUGGAAAGCCUCGUCUCAAGCCUCCGUUCCCUGCUGCCGUCGGUCUUUUCGGAUGCCCUUCAACUGUUACCAACGUCGAGACUGUUGCUGUUGCCCCUACUAUCUGCCGACGAGGAGGAAGCUGGUUCGCUGGUUUCGGUCGUGAGCGCAACCAGGGUACCAAGCUCUUCUGUAUCUCUGGUCAUGUCAACAACCCCUGCACAGUUGAGGAGGAGAUGUCUAUUCCCAUGCGUGAGCUGAUUGAGAAGCACUGUGGUGGUGUUCGAGGUGGAUGGGACAACCUUCUGGCUGUCAUUCCUGGUGGUUCUUCCACUCCCGUUCUCCCUAAGCACGUCUGUGAUGACCAGCUUAUGGACUUCGAUGCCCUUAAGGAUAGCCAGUCUGGUCUCGGAACGGCUGCUGUUAUCGUCAUGGAUAAGAGCACCGAUAUUGUCCGAGCUAUCAGCCGUCUCAGCCACUUCUACCGCCACGAGAGUUGCGGUCAAUGCACACCUUGCCGAGAGGGAAGCAAGUGGACAGAGCAGAUGAUGAAGCGGUUCGAGAAUGGUCAGGCCCGUGAGCGUGAGAUUGACAUGCUCCAGGAGCUCACCAAGCAGGUUGAGGGUCACACUAUUUGCGCUCUGGGUGAGGCUUUCGCCUGGCCUAUUCAGGGUCUUAUCCGACACUUCCGACCUGAGCUUGAGGCUCGUAUCCAGCAGUUCUCUCGUGAGAACGGUGGUGAGGCUCUUGCUGGUGGAUGGAACCACAACGCCAAGGCCCAAGGAAAGCUUGUUUCUCCCGUUGGUAUCGAGCGAAUUCUUCGUGGCUUUCAAGCUAUUUGCGCUCUCCUUGUCUGGUACCCAGCCCUCUUUGCCUUUGUCGAGAACAAGGUCUCUUCCCCAGUACCCCUCGGCGUACUGGGCAGUCAGAUCAACGUCUCGCGGCGCUUCAUUCGAUUCUUCCGCUUCUUGGACAGUUUCCAGGCGGGAUGGAAGGCCUUCGUCUCUCAAGGCAACAAAGGUCUUGAUGGCUGGCUCGAAAUUGUUAGCAAGACGUGCUUCGGCAUGUUUGGCAUGAUGGAGACUAUGACCCUUCUGGAUCUCUGCGGCAUUGAGAACCUGCGUAUCUUUAGUGUUGAGAAGUUCGCCGAAAUCGAAUAUCAGGGUCAGCUGUUCUGGUUCGCUGGGCUUUACACCUCUAUCAUGGUCUCUGUUAUCAGACUGUUCCGUCUUCUGUUUAGCCCACCCGCCGCCGUCACCAAGGAGAGCGUGAGCACCGCCUCUACCGAGGAUACGGCCGAGCUUGUCACUGCCGAAAAGGAGGCUUCAUCUACGCUCUCUGAGAAGAGCUCGAAGGAGGAACUCGACAAGGAGCGCAAGCGUCUGAAGGACAUUGUCGCCAAGCGUAAGGCUGAACGAGGUGCUUAUAUGCAGAAGCUCAGCAGCGAAAGCUACGUGCUUCUCCGUGGCCUUGUUUCUGAUGUUCUUGAUCUGCUUCUUCCUGCCUCUACUCUUGGCUGGGUCAAAGUCUACCCCGGUACGGUUGCUUCGGUCAUGUUCUUCACUACCCUUACUACGGGCUCAGCUGUGUGGGACAAGGUUGGACGGGAACUUCAGAUGAGGAAGCAGUAA